ACAUUGCAUUGUGUCUGAAAACCCAAAAAUAUUAUUCGAUAGCAAUGUCUCUUGCAACCACAAUAAUCGUUCUUUUUCUUCAAAUCAGUUUAUGUUUUCUCUUCACGACCACAGCCUCACCACCUCACGGCUUCACCAUGGACUUGAUCCACCGUCGCUCCAAUGCUUCUUCUCGAGUCUCUAAUACUCAGUCCGGAUCAUCACCUUACGCUAAUACCGUCUUUGAUAACUCCGUGUAUCUAAUGAAACUACAAGUCGGUACUCCUCCUUUCGAGAUCCAAGCUAUCAUAGACACUGGAAGCGAGAUCACAUGGACACAAUGUUUGCCUUGUGUUCACUGCUACGAACAAAACGCUCCUAUAUUCGACCCUUCGAAAUCCUCAACCUUCAAGGAGAAAAGAUGCGAUGGCCACUCUUGUCCUUACGAGGUAGAUUACUUCGACCAUACCUACACCAUGGGAACCUUAGCAACCGAGACAAUCACACUCCACUCCACUUCAGGGGAACCCUUUGUGAUGCCUGAAACCAUUAUUGGUUGUGGCCACAACAACUCAUGGUUUAAACCUAGUUUUUCGGGCAUGGUUGGUCUAAACUGGGGACCUUCAUCGCUCAUCACUCAGAUGGGCGGUGAGUACCCAGGUUUGAUGUCUUACUGCUUUUCUGGUCAAGGAACUAGUAAGAUCAAUUUUGGAGCGAAUGCUAUUGUGGCAGGAGAUGGGGUUGUAUCAACCACUAUGUUUAUGACGACGGCGAAACCAGGUUUCUAUUACCUAAACCUAGACGCGGUCAGCGUUGGGAACACCCGCAUUGAGACAAUGGGGACAACGUUUCAUGCCUUAGAAGGGAACAUAGUUAUAGACUCUGGAACCACUCUCACGUACUUUCCAGUGAGCUACUGCAAUCUAGUAAGACAGGCAGUGGAACACGUUGUGACAGCGGUUCGAGCAGCUGACCCGACCGGCAAUGACAUGCUUUGCUACAACUCGGACACCAUAGAUAUCUUUCCGGUGAUCACAAUGCAUUUUUCUGGCGGUGUUGAUCUUGUCUUGGAUAAGUACAAUAUGUAUAUGGAAUCGAAUAACGGAGGAGUUUUUUGUCUGGCUAUUAUAUGUAAUAGUCCAACACAAGAAGCUAUCUUUGGGAACAGAGCACAGAACAAUUUCUUGGUGGGUUAUGAUUCUUCUUCACUUCUGGUUUCUUUCAGUCCCACCAAUUGUUCUGCAUUGUGGAAUUGAAGAAACAAACCCUAGAGAGUCUCUUUUCUAUCUUUAUUAUUAUUUUCAACUUCAGUUUGUUUGGUUAACUUCAGUUUGUUAUUUA
Messenger RNA from Arabidopsis thaliana (thale cress), 1320 nucleotides. RefSeq names its product Eukaryotic aspartyl protease family protein. The coding region runs from base 45 to 1235 and encodes 396 amino acids. Gene Ontology annotation, biological process: proteolysis. Gene Ontology annotation, molecular function: aspartic-type endopeptidase activity. The record is from RefSeq and is marked reviewed. Gene Ontology annotation, cellular component: extracellular region. NCBI's taxonomy places the organism in Eukaryota, Viridiplantae, Streptophyta, Magnoliopsida, Brassicales, Brassicaceae. The transcript has a single exon.